AGAACGACAAAGAAGAAUUACACUCAGCUGUUGAUUCACCAAGCGACACUCCUGUCGAGUACGCUCAAAGAAAACUCUGUGCAAUUAUCGUUAAUGACCGUAAAGGUGGGAUGCAUACUGAGCUAAAUAUCAGAUCAAGAGAAAUUUUUGACUUCUUUGACAAAGUCUUGCGUUUCAAAACUGUUGUCAAAUUGGAAAAUCAAACAAGAGAGAAGGUGCGAGACUGGUUUAAAGCAUUGGAUAGAAUGCCAUCGAUGAAAAGUGCCGACGUACGAAUAAUAGAAAACUCCUCCAGGGAAGUUGUUCUUGAGUGGACACCGCCGCGCUACCAGGAGAGUGAUAUCCAGUUUCACAUAGAAUGUUUCAAAGGCUCAAAUAAAGUAAUGGAAGUAUACCAACCAAACACUCGUAUAGAAUUUGAAAAUCUAGAACCAAACACGCAUUAUAGAUUCCAUGUAACGCCGAUUCUUAGAAAGGAAGGGAAGCCAUACGGAAGUUCAGUAUAUGCAAAAAUUAAAACCAAGGCGAGAAUAAAAGAUACGGAUAGUUUAGAAGUUCGAAAUUUGUGUGCACAGAGACUCUCAGAAAAAGAGAUACUGAUGUUCUGGCAUCCCCCUGGAAUCAAGAAAACUAGUCAUUUGUCUUACGUAAUUUCCUGGGUAGAUCAGACUAAUCUUACCAAACGUUCAGAAAUGGAAACAAAGAAAAAUUCGUGUAUUCUAAAUGGUCUACAGUCCAAUUCCGAGCAGCUCAUUAAAGUGGCUGUUAAAGCAUAUGACAAGACCUUUUUCCCUCUUAGUUGCCAUGUUCCACAAUUUGAAGAUGUUUUGAGACCUACUCAAGUGACGGCAAUAGCAGAAUCACAUUCGGUGUUUUGGGUGGAUUGGCAAUUUCCAAUAGAUAAACAAGAACUUAUUGAAAAGUUCAUCGUUCAUUGUUCAGAAUGCUUGUCUUUCAGAAAUAACCGUACAAGGUCUUUUGAUGUUAUAAAAGACCUACGGAGUUUACCGGUCAACUAUAUACCGGAACUUUUUUAUCAUUACGUAAAAGUGUCACCAAUAGCCAAGGAGGUUUCCUCCAGUGAAAAAGUCCAUGAGUCGUUAAUUGCUCGAAUUGAAACCGAUAAAGCACUGAGGCUAUUUGUCUCUUCAAAAACCAGCAACUCGUGUGAGCUUAUAUGGUGGGUAGAUAUACAGGACAGAGAAAUGGUUUCCACCUACACGGCACAUUGUUCACCCUCAGAUCCGAAGAAGAAAAAGUUUAAGCCAGUCCCCCUCAAGCUUGGGCCUGAAUGUCGCCAAACUCAUGAAAUAGUUAACCUGGAGAGUGACACGACUUACUUUGUAUCGAUCUACCACCAGAGGAAGAUGUACACACAACAGAUUAAAGUGAAGACUCUUCCCAAAGGCAAUCCAGAAAAUCUUGAAAUCACAUUUGUGUCCUCAUUCGAGGUGAUCUUAACUUGGUCGCAAAACUUUAAAUCCGGAGAAACGGAGAACACAUACGUUGUAGAAUAUAAAUGUGACCCCACUAUAAUGAAGAAGACUAUACGGUUGACGACGUCCGAAUGUUCUAUACAUCUUACGGACCUUCUUCCGGAUGUUGAGUACGAGGUCUCCGUCAAAAACAAAGAAAAAGGAGACCCGUCUGUCAAAACGUUCAGGACACCAAAAUUUGGGCCGAAUAAUUUACAGCACCAGGUGACGUCAUCAGAGAUAAUAGUGACCUGGGAAAGUGCUGUUCUACCCGAAAAUUCUACAGAGUUGCUACAGUACCUUAUUUUCCUAGAAAGGGAAGAUGGAAACAGAGAAAAGGGGAUGAUCAUAAAAGACACCGCCAUACAAUUUCAUUGCACAUUUAGUAAUCUAUGGUCAUCGACGUCGUAUGCUAUCAAGUGUUUUACACUUAUUGAUGGAAAACGGAAAUACGCUCCAAUAGUGAUCAAAACAAAAACCAAAGGCGAUAAUCUGCGAACUCUAUUGGAACCAAGGGGUGACAAUUUCAUUAUUUCCUUUGCUACCCGAGAAUUGAGAACUGAUGCAUUACUGCAAACUGGUGUAUAUUGUGCAGAUUUGUUCUUAACAUUUCAAGAGGAAUUUUACAGUAAGUCUGUGGAUGAGAUGCUAGACCUCAUUGAUCUGAGUAAUGAGGACCUUAAAGCAUACACAGUGACCAACAUCAAAUACCCUAUAGACAAGGUGAUGCUGGACACACCAAAGCCAGAUAUCGAAGAAGACGUUGAAUGAACUGAAUUAUUUUCAACACCUUUGUGGGUGGAAAGCAGUUCUUUUAUGCUGGCUAAUUGUGAUAAUUAAACAUAUGUCCUAUGUCACAACAUCGACAGAGACUGUUACCUGAAAGAGAAUACAUAUAUUGAUAUGAAAACAAGUUAGCUUAUUA
Molecule: messenger RNA, 2400 nt
Organism: Saccostrea cuccullata (small rock oyster)
Lineage: Eukaryota; Metazoa; Mollusca; Bivalvia; Ostreida; Ostreidae
Product: phosphatidylinositol phosphatase PTPRQ-like
Exons: 12
Molecular function (GO): protein binding
Source: RefSeq, a predicted model, not a curated record